AUGUCGCAAAGCCAUGCACUCUCCGACGAUCAGGUCGCGGGCGAGCUCCGCAAAAUGACCGCGUUCAUUAAACAAGAAGCCCUAGAAAAAGCUCGAGAAAUCCGAAUCAAGGCCGACGAAGAGUUUGCUAUUGAAAAAUCCAAGCUCGUUCGCCAAGAGACAGCUGCCAUCGAUACUCUCUAUGAGAAGAAGUUCAAGCAAGCCGCCAUGUCCCAGCAGAUUACACGCUCGACGCUAGCAAAUAAGAGCCGUUUGCGAGUACUGUCUGCUAAGCAAGCCGUACUAGACGAAUUGUUUGAGAGGGCGAGGGAAAGCUUGAGUGGUGGUGUAGAUGGAGGAAAGGGAAACUCCAAGGGGAAGGAAAGAAAGCAAAUUGGAGAAAUUUUGAAGGGGUUGAUUCUUGAGGGCAUGUAUGCGCUGAAUGAGCAAAAGAUCCAGGUGAGAUCACGAAAGAAGGACUACGAUGCUGUCAAAAAAGCUGGUGAGGAGGCCGGGCGGGAAUUCAAAGACAAGGUUGGAAGAGAAGUCUCGGUCAACAUUAUCGAAACUGAUCCUCUCCCUGAAGAAUCUGCCGGAGGUGUCAUCAUAAUCGGUGGCGGCGGCAAAAUUGAAAUCAACAAUACGUUUGAGGAACGACUGAGAUUACUUGAAACAGACUCUCUUCCGGUUGUACGAGAGUUGCUUUUCGGGAAAAAUGAGAACCGCAAAUUCUAUGACUGA
Messenger RNA from Ophidiomyces ophidiicola, 720 nucleotides. RefSeq names its product V-ATPase V1 sector subunit E (gene VMA4). Gene Ontology annotation, cellular component: proton-transporting two-sector ATPase complex, catalytic domain. The transcript has 3 exons. Gene Ontology annotation, biological process: proton transmembrane transport. The record is from RefSeq and is a predicted model, not a curated record. NCBI's taxonomy places the organism in Eukaryota, Fungi, Ascomycota, Eurotiomycetes, Onygenales, Onygenaceae. Gene Ontology annotation, molecular function: proton-transporting ATPase activity, rotational mechanism. The coding region runs from base 1 to 720 and encodes 239 amino acids.